AUGAGAGCUUCGAGUGGCUGGACUGAAGGGUUCCUGCAUUCUGCCGUUUACAGGUCUGUUGCAAGCUAUUUUCUGUCAUCCUCUCCCCGCCCCAUGCUGAUUGUGAAACACUGGAUUGCAUCACGGAUCUCCCUACAUUGUAAGGACAAUAAUGCUAGAUUGCAUUACAUGGCUGCCAUUAUUAUUAUUAUUAGUAGUAGAUUUAUUUAUUUAGUUAUUUAUUUUCCGCCUUUUUCCCUGGUGGGACUCAAGGUGCCUUGCAACUAAAAUACGAAACAGCUGAAAGCAUAUAUUCCUGCAGUAGGAAUUUUAAACAAUAAGAUUAUUGUGGGUCACCUUCUAAAUUAAUUUGAGUGGGUCUCCCUUUGAGUAGAACUGGUCUCUCUGACCCCCUUUUGCAAGUCAGGAAUAACAAUACUUGCCACCUACACGGCAGGGUUGUUGUGAAACACACUCAAGACUCAUCCACAAAAUCUACUGAAGGAAGCAUUUGCAGCACAGAUUUUUCUCACAUUAAGACCUUUCAGUAUGAACUGUCUUUGCUUGAAGAGAGGGUAGAAAAUGCCUCUGCUAAAUCACUGCAAGAAAAUAGUCCUGGGUUUCUUAGUUUCUGCUUUUCAGCAGCUAUCAGUAUUCCAACUCUUACCUUCUAAUAGCAAGAGUUCUAUUAAAACACCUAAGAAACAACAACCCCAAGAAGAAAAUCCAAAGUUUCCUCUGCACAUCUGUUUGCAGGGUAAACACAAGUAUGUAGUAUGCCAAGUGGAGUAAUAUGCAAUAUCUCAUGCAUUUUGGUAUGUUUUCAUCUCACCUCCUUGCAGCUGUUGCUUCCAUUUACCAUUUUCGUUAAAUAGUGUGAAGCAGAAUUGCUGUGCAGAUUUAAAUGAAGUUGAAUUGUGUCAACAGCUGUUGGCUGUAUGUACUAAUCUAGGCUCCUCCUUAAAAGAAAUCUAGCCAGAGUGCUCUGAAUAUGAGAUUUAAGAGAACACAGAUCACUCUCAAAAGUUCAGGGGUGUGGCCUGGGAGAGGGCAUUCUUUGUGGCAGCCUCCAAGUUGUGGAAUUCCACACCCCUGGUGGGUCUGGCUUCCUCACUAGAUUCCUGGCCUUUAACAACUGACAUUGUGUGUUUUCAGGCCAUUCCUAUUCUUGUGAUUAUAAUCUGUUUCAGCUGUUUUUAAUUUGUUGUAACCUGCUCAGACCUUCUGAUGAAUGGUGGGUAGUACAUCUGGUGGUGGUGGUGGUAGUAGUAGUAGUAGUAGUAGUAAUAAUAAUAAUAAUAAUAAUAAUAAUAGCAGCCUUGAAUUGGGCAGAGGGCUUGGAUUUCAGGCUUAAAAAGUCAGGUGGAGCCAUGCAGAUACCAACCAAAAGAGCCAUUCAGCAGCAAGGAACAGCAGUUCACCAUCCAGAUAUUGUUUGGCUUCAAGACCAUAUCUUGCUCUUCAAAUGAUAGCUGGGAUCCCAGUGUAACACCUGUCAAAGCAACUCCCCAUGCCCCCAGCAUCCAAUUAAAUUUAAAAAUAAAAUGAAGUUACUAAUAUACAUGUUUUUGUUGUUUAGAUGAAGGGAGUAAGCUCCUUUUUUUAGGGGGGAAAUUUACUGGGGGGUUUCUCUGUUGCAAGGGGAGUGUACAGUAAUGGGAACAGCUUUAUUUCUGUUAAAUAAAUCAUGACAUGGUGUAAUAUGUCAAGUUGUUCAUCUGAGGUUGUAUUUACUUAAUUUUAAGAACCUGCUAAGGAGUUGAUUGUUAUUAUACCAUUAUGUAAAACCACAGAAUCCAAAGAGGGGGUGCUUUCUUUUUCCCACGACUGUAUGUGUUUAGCCUUUUUUUAAAAAGGGGGGGGGCGGAUUCUAAGCAUCUUAUUUUUCUUCUAUGAAAUGCGAGUUCUUGUGAUCAUGAGCUUCUUAGAUUUUCUUAGACACCCCAAGAGUGUUGAGAUCCAUAGAUCAGAAAUAGACAAUAGCAGUUUAACACCAUUCUGAAAUCAUGGAAAUAAUCCACUAACCACACCUUCAAAUUUGCCUGACUGGCUUUUGCUAGGUAGAGUAGGAAGAACAGCUUGGACCCUAGACUAUCAGGAGUCAAGGAAAUGCUGCUCUUCUUUCCCCAGACAGGGCAUAGUCAGUGGUAGGAGGGUAGCUUACCUGGCAGGUAAGAAUGGAUUGAAAAUGGACUUGGGUAGGUUUGUCUGUUUCUUCUGUUCUGGAGGCUGUUAUGUUGUUCUCUACUUUCCGUGUUUUUUCUGUUGGACACUUUUCUAAGUAAGCUACACAGCAAGGGACCUAUACUCUGUAGACCCGUGACCAUGUCCCAGCACUGAGGGAGGGUGCUCUCUCCCAGUCAGGGCAUGGCAGAUACCUGAUUUGCGUAAGUCCUGUUUUCUGAAGUGGGAAGAGAAACCCAGACAACCCUUACCACUGUAGAAAAGGAACUCCUCACUGGUAAGACCAACCCCCCCUUUUUUUGUCUGGUUCCCAACUUCCACCUAGUAGAACACCUGCCAUUGCAACUCAAGAGAUACUUGCUGAGACUGAGAACCAUUUUUUAAAGUACAUCAUGCCGCAUAACUAGAAAAAAAGCUGGAAAAGCUAUUUGCCUGUUGUCAUGGCUAGUUAAAAACAAAUUUUAGUGAAAAUAUUGCAGAUUCCAACAAAAUUCUAGAAUUCAUUCCCCAAGGACUACAUUUCAGGUUAACAGUUCUGACUGGAGAGGUGCUGUUAUCAGGUUUCUCAUCCUAUUUAAUAAUGAACUGAGGAUGAUACCAAAGAAGGCUGCAGAACCACAGGUGUGUGCAAAGUUCAAUAAAUGGUUAACACUUGAAUGUGAAAGCUUCUGAAAACACAAAUAGCAUUUUUGGGAAAGUGGGCCUUGGAUUCAGUUCCGAUAGCACUAAUCUGUUUUUCAGAUUAAAAUUGUAUCCCUCCCCUCAGCAGCUAUUGCAAAAAAGAAAAAAAGGAAGUGUAUUUUUGUUUGCAUCUCCUUAGAAACUUAAGAAAUGUGCACACAGAUUGGAAUGAAACAACAAAUUCAGUUUUGUAUUUUGCAAUAGAAUUCAUUUACUUUAAUAGGCACCAUCAUUCUCAAUGUGAUUUUACAUUCCAGAAAAAAAUAUAAAGAAAAAUAAAAUGGAGUUUGGGGAAUGGAUGGUGUUGCAAAACUGAAUGAUUUGUAAACUACAUACAAAGCCCACAUUUUUACAAAAGUAAAAACAGCAGUGCCAUAUAGUGUUAGUUUAUAUCACAGGUUUAAACAUUUCUGCUGAUUUCAUCUUGCAUUUUCUGCACAUAGCAGAAUUUACAAAUUAAAUUUUUUAUUUGCUUAACAAAAUUUAUAUACUGCUUCAUUGUUGUGAAAAGAGAGAGGAAGAAACCUCUUAAGUUUUUUUUUCUAUUUUAAAACACCUCAAAAAUUACCAUAUUACAUCAGACCAAAUGUCUUUCUUGUACAAAGGUCUCUCUGGCUCAAUCUGCACAUUACAUUUUAAACCAUCGUUAAAAAGAGUAUGGUUUAAUGUAAAGCUGCAGAGUGCUGGUAUAUGCUACUCCAAAGUCCCCGUGCUCCUGUCGUACAGCAGAUGAGCCAGGGUCUGCAUUGUGUUUGUUUAGCUCCAAACAAUUACCAGGGUUUGUUCUUAACUUAUUGCUCAUGAUUUGUUUAGAGACAAACCAACCACAAGUCCAGCUCUGGACAGGACAACACAAGCUUAUUUUUUUCUAUGACGUAGCUGGGGGGGGGGGAGUGCUGUGGGAACUUUGAGCAAUGGGAACAUUGAGGUGACAUUAAGCCUCUGUCUGCAGCAGAUUAAAGUAAGCAAACAAAUACUUUAUGUUUGUAAAUGUUUUCUAUUAUAACAUAGGGCAAUUGUCAGUAAAAACCAACAACUCAACGAACAUAUAACAAAAAGAAGAGUUAAAAAUACAGCGGUAAAGUUAAACAGGAAAAGCCUGGGUAAAUAAAAAGGCUAACUGACAUUCCACAAAGUGGAGGUUUGAUGGGCCUCUUUAGGGCAUUAUAGUUGUUUUAUUUUCAAUUCUAUUCCUUAUAUUACCAAAUGGAAUAUAAAAAAUGAUUUGGCUGAGUGAGCAGCCUUAACUUUGUGUCUGCUGCCUGUCAGCAGUAGUGCAUGAUUCAAAAUACUGGUGCUAUUUUGGUUUUACACAGUACAUUUCCAUACUAUUUUUUACUGCUAAGAAUUUGGACAACAUUCAUUCAAAACUUUUGUAUUCCCAUGUUGUCUCCCCCCCCCCCCAAAGUAUUUGUUUGUCAUAGUUUUUUUUUUAAAAAAUUCUCUUGCAGUUGCAGCAUAGUUGUUUCUGGUACAAACCGACUACAGUGCUUCUCUCAUUUGAUGCAGAGGAAUGGUCAGUGACAUGUCUAGUCCACCAUCAAGUACCGUAUUGGCCUGAAUAUAAGCCACACGUUUUUCCAAUUUCAGACCCUGAGCAGUUAAAAGUGCGGCUUACAUUCGCAACUUUUUACCAUACGGUGCCUAGUUGCGUGGGGGUGGGGGGAGUGGCACGCCCACCUCCCAGGUAGCUGACAGCGCACACUCCCUAGAUGUUUGGCAGUGGGGGGAGCGGUGUGCUCACCUCCCAGUUGGUUGGUGGCACACGCUCCCUAGCUGCUGGGGGGGGAGGAGUGGUGUGCCUGCCUCCCAGCUGGGGGGGGGGGGAGCGUGUCAGGCCAACCAGCUAGGGAGCGUGCGGCAUAUAUGCGGGCCAAUAUGGUAUUACCUGCCUCAAGCCAUUUUCUUCAAAGUCUAUCCAAUCUGUGAGUGAAACUGGCUUGUCCAGCAUUAAAUAUAUAUUUAUUAUGCAUAUAAUAAUGGAAAUGAUAUUGAAAGGAGGGGGUGCAUGAAACGAGGUAGUCAAAACAAGGUGGAAAUAAUAAUAAGCCUCAAGGAAUAAUCUAGCCCCAAUGUUUGCGUAUUAACAUUUUUUACAGUUCUAGUAAUAGGGCUGGAUUAGCUGAACACUUUGAAGUCUAUAGCCAGAAUAACAGUGCUAUCAUCUCCAACUACUCCAGCUAGAGGAUUUAGACAGUGAAGCCCACAGAUAUCUACUGCAAUGGAACUUACAGAUAGUUACUGCAAUAUCUGCCCACACAAGAGACACAAAACCAAUAGUCAUAUCAUUGUUUCAAAGGCAUCUCUUCAUAGAGCUUUUUCAGCUGAGAGCAUCUUUAAACCACACUCUGCAUAUGCAUUGCAGUUGCUUUUCCCCCUACAUCAUAACCGAUUUCAAAUGGUGCUAGACAAAAACUAAGACUCUGAACACCAAGAGAAAUCGGUCAGCCUGUGUAAGAGAUGUUUUUUCCAGUUCCAUAUUGGCUGUUAAGAGUACUUGCAAGUUGUUCAGAUCAUAGCCUAUGAAACUUUGAACAAUGGUCGUAUUAGUCAAUGCAUCUUAUUAGUCAAUGCAAUACUAGGUAUUUACUUUGAAAGAGUUUGGAAGAAGCUGGCCUAAAAAAAUAUAGUUAUAGUACUACUGCUCAAUAAAUGUUAUGUUCCUAAUUAUAUGACUUAUCACCAUCAACAUUCAAAUAGCCAAAAGUAAAAUAUAAAUUUCUCACAUUACUAUUGGUACUUAAGCAUGCACUAAUUUGAAGCAAAAAGAAGGAUGUUAUAUUCAAAAUUUCCUCACUUUUAUAUUUUUAUGGAAUAACCAUUGAAGUUGCAUACAACCGUGUUUUUAGUGUGAAAGCUGAUGGAAUUCAAAUAACUAUGGCAGGAAAAUGAAAGGUGGUGAAAUUAAUGCAAAUAAAAUAAUGUAAAUUGAAUUGUAAUUGUAAAUGUAAUUGUAAAUCCUUUCUAGAUUAGAGAAGUGGCAGUGGUCCUGAAUAGCACGGACCAAUGUAGAUUGAACAGAGAAAUGGCAAAAAGUUAGCCAUAUUUUAUGGCGUAUAGCUGUAAUGCUGCAAUCUGACAGCUAGCCAGAAGUUGGCUGAGGAUUCUUCAGAGUGUUCAUAACUGCUGCUCCACCAGCAGGGCAGCACAUAUACCCCCAGAAGAGUCCCCAGUACACCUGUGGAAAGCUCUGCAUAGAUUUACUGCUUUUGAUGGGGUGGGAAAGGGUUGACCAGGUGUCUUUGGAUCCCAACCCCCUUCAUAGGAAGUUCCACCAUAGAUGCUUCCCCCAAGCCCAAUUUCUUUGCAUGUCUCACUAAGUGCAGUGGGCUCUCCAUUUGCAGCUUUCACUGCUGCAUGCAAGCAGUAGAAUGGCAUCCAUUCUGUACUACAAUGCAUUUUCUUGUACUCUAGGCAUAACUUAAGCUACAUCUUUAAACAUGAUCUCUUACUGAGACACAGAGAAAGACAUGUGAAUGUUACAAAAUUAAAUCUGGUGACUACUGUGCUCUUGUUUCCUGUUCUUCUCUGGAUCCAGUGCUGUAAUUCUUGCUCCUAGAACACUGAUUUCAAAUGGUGCUAGAUACAAAGAUGGGAAAAUCUAAGCCACCAUGUGAAACCAGCUUCCAGAGGAAGACACACUCUUGUGCUGGUACCAUCUUCAGAAUCCAAGCACUGUAAAGAAAGUUGCUCUUCAAGUUUCCUAGAAGGAAAUGCCUAUUUUUUGGUUUAGCAUGUGCUCUACUUUCACUGUAAUAAAACAAAUGCUGAAAAUAUGAACAUAAAUGUAUGCCAACAUUCUAUUAUGCAUAAAACCUGAAGAAUCCAGAAUAUUUUAUAAGGUAAAUAUGCUAGCAUUUGAAAGCAAGAAAAAGAUACUCCAAAACAUUUUAUCCAUUAAAGUUUUCAUUUUCUUCUUUACCUAUUUAUAUAGUAAGAAAAGAAGAUCUGUUAUUUUACAUAGCUUAAUGUUAAUGGAUGGCUAUGUUUCUUACUUGCAUUAAACCUUAUCUUAUUAACUUAACAGUCUGGCCAUUUUAGCUAAUCACUGAAGUCAAUGGAGCAAGUAAACUACAUCACAAUUAAGUCCUCAUUACUACCCCUUUUGAGGAGAGGCAAGGAAAGUCCCAAGUAAUUCCCCCAUUUUUGGAACACUUGAUUUCCUCCACCCACUUCCCCUACUGUACCAAAUGUCUUGUGAUCCUUUCACUGGUUUUACCCUUUGCCAUAUCUACUAAUACUUAUUUUUUGCAGUUUUUCUAUGAGGGGUGUUCUUUUUACUUUUUAUUGCUGGUGAUAUUUUACCUAAUCUUAGUCCCUGCUCAAUCUCAUUUCCUAAUACUAUUGCUGUCCAAUGACACUCACUGGCAUAUUUUGGCUUUAACUGCCAUUCAGCAGUAAACGAAACAAUUAUUUUUCACAGUUUUAAUCCUAGUUUCUGUCAUUGUUUGCCCUUACUGAGACAGGUAACUCUUCAUUUGAGUUACUUCUACCACUCUUUAGUUAAUCUGCUUGCCCUUUUCCCACUCAUCUCAUGUUACAGAGCAUGGUCGUGCUUAUAGUUCCUUUUUUUCCCUUACCAGUUUCAUAUUCUCUCCCCCCUCCCCCCGCUUCUCAUUUCUUUAUGAAUUUCAAAGUUUGUGGUACUCAUAUCUUUCCAUAUUCUAUUCUCUGCAUUACUCUUGUUCUUUGGCUCAUAGCUAAUUCCUUCCCCUCUCUUAUUCUUGGACCUUUUAAUUCUCAUAUUGAUUAUUUUGCUUAUUCUUCUCUUCGCCAUUCUCUGUAUCUUCUUGAUACAAAUGUUCUUAAUUACUCCAAAAGUGGCAAAUUACUCUGCCGAUCAGGGCAGAAAUUCUUACAUCUUGCCAUGCUACUUCAGGAAGCCAGUUUUGUUGGGUGUGACUGGCCUGCCUCCUCCUCUUAUAACAUAGUGCUAGCCACUGAAGCCCAAGAGGCAAGAAAUGAUGCAGCUUCAAGCAGAAAGGGUUGAUGCUUUCUUCCCCCAUUAACUGCCCUAUCAUAUUCUGUUCUCACUUUACAGGGUCAGGAGACUUGAGAGAACCAGGUACAAGACUUGCAGAGAACAUCGAGGGCCUGAGAACAUGUUCCCUUUAUCCUUUGACCCUGGGAAAGAACAGCUUGUGAAGGACAGAAAGAAAUCAGGGCACACAGAGCAACCAAUGAGGAAAUAG
Molecule: messenger RNA, 8036 nt
Organism: Podarcis lilfordi (Lilford's wall lizard)
Lineage: Eukaryota; Metazoa; Chordata; Lepidosauria; Squamata; Lacertidae
Source: the annotation of a GenBank genome assembly